CAAUGUGCCCCAGGGAGGACCUGUCUGCUCUGGCAGUCCCACACCAAGUCCCUGGUGUGCCAGGACAGCCCAACCUGCACGCUCCAGCCUCAGAGGAGUGGGGAAACCCUACUUUUCACCAGCAACUUCCACCUCUCCGGGAGACCUGGUAUGGCAGAGCCUCUACAGGCCCCCUUUCUUUCAACCCUGUGCUGGAAAAGGGAGAAAUCAGCAUCAUUAAACAGCACCCACCACGAAGACCUCAAAGGCUUGAACCUGCUGGCCCUCCACAAGCAAUCACUCCUGCAAAGCCCUGGAAUCAGCAAGCAGGGGCUGCAAGCCCAAAGAUGAAGGCUGUGGAGAUGAGGGGGCAAAGCCUGAGAUACCUCCCUGGCAGGAGGCAGCACUUGCACAAGCUGCAGAUGCUGGACUUGACCCGCAGGCGCCGGGAGGCAGAGCUGAAGAGAAAUCUCCAUAGGGAGGCAAAAAUCAAUAUAGAAAAAAUCAAGGAAUUCAGCCCAAAGAACGGCCUUGACACUCUCCAGAAAGGCAACAGCCCUGAAAGCCAAGACCUCAUCCCUGCUGAGCAGAAUCAGAGUUUUCAUGGAGACAACCAUGGGAUGGAAGACUCUCCAGGCACCAACGAUGAGGCUGAACUCUCUCCAGGCAGGAGCAGCAAGGUUGAUCUGUGGUUUCAGGAGCCAAGGACCAAGGGAUCUGUUUGGGACACCUCCAGCACAGACUCUGAGGAGUGGGAAAAGGAGAAGAAGAUUUAUCACAAACAUCCACUUGUGAGGACCAAGACAGAGAGAGUUUCUCUCUUCAAUGACUUCUUGGAUAGGGAUUUCUAG
Calypte anna (Anna's hummingbird) is the source of this 830-nucleotide messenger RNA. It is a transcript of the gene CCDC198, whose product is annotated as coiled-coil domain containing 198. NCBI's taxonomy places the organism in Eukaryota, Metazoa, Chordata, Aves, Apodiformes, Trochilidae. The record is from RefSeq and is a predicted model, not a curated record.